AUGAAAAAAAUAGAGCUAACUAAUGGAUUGCGCCUUCGCUUGAAAAAGGCGAUCGAUACUGGCUGGAUAUAUGACAGCGCAGCUGCGUCUAAAAAUCGAUGCGUAUUCGAUGUGUACGAGAAUUCUCCUCCGGUGUUCGGCUGGGCUGGGCUGGGCUCGACUCGACUCGGCUCGGCUCGGCUCGGCUCGGCUCGGAGCCACCCGGUGGCUGUGUGCGUCGAAAUCUACCUACUGACGGCAGCAAUCGACCGACAGCACGCCGCGCUCUUUCGGAGAUUCGCCGCCGACCCGUGA
Molecule: messenger RNA, 294 nt
Organism: Soboliphyme baturini
Lineage: Eukaryota; Metazoa; Nematoda; Enoplea; Dioctophymatida; Soboliphymatidae
Source: the annotation of a GenBank genome assembly